AUGAAUCAAAGUAAAAAGAAUAACGGAAAGCCUCUUUUACCCAGAGAGGCGGAUACACAUGAAAUCACACCGGAAAAGCACACCAGACGAGAUGGUGGGACGGAAAAGCAAACAACAACAACAACAACAACAACAUCAGCAGCACAACAACCUUCCAGCCGCACCCCCGUUGGGGGUGGAAGUGGAGGUGGAGGUGGAGGCGUAGCAGCUCUCUUUGAAUCUUUGAGGCCCCUGAUGCAGGAAAGCAUCGUUUACCGUUUAUCGUUCACGCAUCAUCUUUCAUCCUCGCCGAUGCUGUUUAUACACUUCUACCAGUUCCGGCAUUCUUUCCGUUACGUCGCAAGUCGACGGCUAAGAGGACCGACCACACCACCCUGCCUGUUGCGUGGCAAGACGGUACCAAGGAGAGACGAUUACACGUACUUUGCCGAUCUUGGUGCAGGUUACAAGUUUCAUAUCGAGAAAAAGUCUUGGUUCGAUGCACGCAUCGCGUGCGAAAAAGAAGGCGGCCAUCUUGCCGUUAUCAACAGUUUCUCCGAGGCCGAAGCCGUGACUCUGGUCUUCUGGGAACUGGAUAAGACCAGAGGAUUUCCGCACGUUGCCUUCAUCGGUUUUCACGAUCUUUUCCGGGAGGGCGAGUACCUCACCAUCCACGGACAGUCCUUGGAACAAGCUGGCUAUCAACUCUGGCAGGAAUCGCAGCCCAACGACUUUGAUAACACACAAAAUUGUGGCGGCAUACAUAACUCGGGUUUAAUAAAUGAUAUUAACUGCGAGGCUGAGUACGAAUUCAUAUGCGAAAUUAAGGAUCCUGAACACAACAUCAGCUGAUCAAUCAAUUUCAAA
Messenger RNA from Diprion similis, 846 nucleotides. Its product is annotated as hemolymph lipopolysaccharide-binding protein-like. Bases 1 to 831 code for a protein of 276 amino acids. Lineage: Eukaryota; Metazoa; Arthropoda; Insecta; Hymenoptera; Diprionidae. The transcript is spliced from 5 exons. The record is from RefSeq and is a predicted model, not a curated record.